AUGGAUUCGAGUAAUGCUGCGAAUGUAUCAGACGAUGAAGAAUCGUUUUAUGGCGUUUUUGUGGAAUCUGAUGUUGACAACAGCAGCACUCCUAGAGUGUUCACUAAUUUUCAAGAAACACUUUCUGCAGUCAAAUCCAACAAAACCUCCAGAUUCAAGCUGUUCAGAUCAGCAACUGAAGCUGAACGAUUUAGCGUUUUUGGGCAAGAAUUACCUAUAAAACAGAUAGAAAAAAGUACACCUAAUGUAUCUACUAGUUUUACUUUUAAGUCUCUAAAAUCUGAAGAUCUGGUUGCAUUUCGUCGUCUAAUUGAAAGUGGAGAAUUAGAUAAGGUGAAACUGGCUGUGAAUUCAAAUCCGAGGUUUCUUGUUAGCAGUGGUGAUACACCAUCAAUAAUUCAAGAAGGAUGUCGGUAUAAUGCUAUGCAUGUAGCAGCUCGAUUCAACCAACCACAAAUUGUUCAUUUUAUAAUGGAGUGUGUUACUAGUUCAGAAUUUAUAAAAAGUUUAUAUGGUACAGAAGAGUCAUAUCUAUCACGAAGUGAAAUCAUCACGGAUUUGUACUUAAACACACCUGAUAAAGCUGCAAAUGAUACUCCUCUACACAUUGCCUCAAAAUUUGGCCAUGUGGAUGUAGUUAGAGAGCUUAUUUCAUAUGAUAAGUGUAUACUAACAUCUCUAAAUAAAUAUCUCCAAACCCCUAAAGAUGUUAUAUGCUCGAGAAACAACAAGGAAAUGUAUAAUGAUAUAUUACAUUUAAUAGAGAAUGGAUUUUUUGUACCUAUGUGGAAAUCUGAUGAUGAUUGUGCUCAACCAACAAUUGGCAAACCAUUUUCACCUAAAUCAUCAACAAUAAUUCCACCAUUACAAGAUGACAAUCUUAAGUCAUUAAAUCCUAUACUUGAAAUAAGAGCUGUGGCCGGACCAAUGAAUGAAUCACAAGCCCUAAAGUUUUGGAAGGAUUGGAAAUCACCCGUGCGAAAAACAUUAUUAUCUCCUUCACCAAAAAAGUCUCCAUCAAGCCCAAAACAAAAUGAGUUUAAAAAUAAAAGUAUUGAAAAAACAGGAAGAAAUUUAGCUGAAAAAGAGAAAGUUGGUUGGGCUGAAUAUUGGCCCUUCCUUGAUAAAAUAGUAGAUCUUAAAUCAAAUAGAGGCUUAGAUCUACUUGAAAAAUACUUAAGACAAAGAUUUAGUAUGAAAGAACAAGAUUAUCCUGUAAUAGCACCACCACGAGUUGCUUUGCUAAGUCCUAUGGGUGAAUUGUGUAAAGCAUUAGAGUCUAUGAGAAUUGGAGCUAAUCUAAAUAGACGAAGUCCUCGAGAAAAUACUGUUGUAUCUUAUACUUGUGUUGUAAAAUCUUGUAAAGUUUUAGCAGAACGUUUAUCGAAUGUAAUUAUAUCUGAAUAUAAAAAUAUGCUAGGCAUUGAAUCAUUAGCUAUUCGGUUAUGUCAUGAAGUUAGACAUUUAAUGGUUUUGGAAGAUAGCUUUUACUCUGAUAGUCGUUUCGAUUCAAAGGUUAAAGGAAGAAUUCAUGGAAGAGUAGCUGAGCAUCUUUGUCAGUUGUUAAUUAAUAAUUUGGAACUUGUCAGCAAUGUUUCUUUAAUAGUUACAAAACUCCAAAAGUAUUAUGCGUGA
This is a messenger RNA of Macrosiphum euphorbiae (potato aphid), 1635 nucleotides long. The record is from the annotation of a GenBank genome assembly. NCBI's taxonomy places the organism in Eukaryota, Metazoa, Arthropoda, Insecta, Hemiptera, Aphididae.